Messenger RNA from Babesia microti strain RI, 1485 nucleotides. Its product is annotated as Glutamine synthetase. The coding region runs from base 1 to 1485 and encodes 494 amino acids. Lineage: Eukaryota; Apicomplexa; Aconoidasida; Piroplasmida; Babesiidae. Gene Ontology annotation, cellular component: cytoplasm; membrane. The transcript has 2 exons. The record is from RefSeq and is a predicted model, not a curated record. Gene Ontology annotation, biological process: nitrogen utilization. Gene Ontology annotation, molecular function: glutamine synthetase activity.
AUGGACAAGGGCAACAUGUCUAGUAUUAUGAAUUUUGAGAACCACAAAGAGAUGGCUAAAUCUAUAAUAGACCUAUCGAUCGAUUUUCUAGACUGUUGUUUCACCGAUGCUACCGGUCGUAUGGGCCACAUAAUGGUAUCAUCGUCCAAUUUAUCCGAAGAAAAUCUUAAAUGGGGUAUCCCUUUUGAUGGAUCUUCGAUUCCCAUGUUUUGCAAUGUUAUAUCUUCUGACAUGCUGGCCCUUCCAGACUACACUACUUGUUGGAUUGAUGAAUUCUAUAUGCAUAAGGUUAUGCAUGUAACCUGUGACGUAAUUCAUCCUUGUGGAAAGGAAUCAUUGUUUUGCCCCCGGACUAUAUGUAAAAAUGUGGAGAAAUAUCUUGCAUCUACUGGGAUAUCAGACACUGUUAACAUUGGCCUAGAAGCUGAAUUCUUUAUAUUCAACAACGUAACUUACAAAUGUACUCCCUAUGACUCUCACUUACUCAUAGAAGCUUCUUCUGAAAAUUAUGGGCAUUGUAACCCUGCAGUUACAAAAUUAUCAUCGAGCACAUUCAUGGGAAGUCAUGACACUAGAUACCCUAAUAAUUUGGGCGUGGGCUAUGGUCAAUCCCUGCCCCUUGAUUGCCAUGCAGAUAUAAGGAAUGAAAUAUCAACACAGCUUAGAAAGGUGGGUAUAAUUCCCGAGUCUAAUCACUGCGAGGUGGCCCAAUUUCAGCAUGAGAUAUCUUACAAGUUUCAAAAAAUGGUCAAAACAGCAGAUAAUUUUAUCACACUUAAGUAUAUCACAAAGAAUGUUUCAAAGAAGUAUGGUUUAACGGCCACAUUCAUGCCGAAGCCAAUUCAAAAUCAAAAUGGCAGCGGUAUGCAUUGUAACAUAUCUCUAUGGAAGAACGGAAACAAUCUCUUCUAUGGUGGCGUGAAAAAUGGAACCACUCUUAUUUCAGAGCUAGCCAAGAAUUUCAUUGGUGGAGUGCUGAGACAUGCAAAGUCAAUUGUAGCCUUCACUAACCCUUCGGUAAACUCUUACCGUCGUUUAAUACAUGGUUUUGAGGCACCGACUUACCUGGUUUACAGUACAGGUAACAGAUCAGCCGCCAUUAGGGUGCCAACUAUACCCGAUAAGAAUUUCAAUUCGACUCGAAUUGAGAUUCGAUUUCCAGACGCUUCCGGAUCUAUCCACUUGGCCGUGGCUGCUAUAGUUCUAGCUGGAAUUGAUGGAAUAACGAACAAGAUUGAUCCGGGAGACGAAUUUACAAGUGAUAUCGAAUCGCUAGGUGAUAAUAGCCAAAACAAAAUUGAAAAAUUGCCUUGCAGCCUCAUGGAAUCACUCUAUGAAUUGGAGAGGGAUCAGGAAUAUUUACUUAAAGGAGAUUGUUUCACGGCCCAAUUUAUUUCAAAGUAUAUCGCCAUUAAGAAGAAGGAAGUUUUGGAAUGUGCAGCUAUUGCAUCUGUUAAGGAGUUCCAGCUUUACUAUAAUUCUUAA